CAAGCUUCCUAGCUGCGGGACUACGCUCGAGCGAAGUCAAAGAAAGGAACCCCAAUUCUUCCACGACCGCAGAGAAGCGCCGUCUUCCCCGUCGCGCGGGCGCAAUGGCAGAACAGAGUGGCGCUAGCGCAUCGCAGGCGUCGUCUUGGGAGCCUCCGCCGCCGCUCGCGGCGCUGUUUCUGAUCAAGUUUGACGUCAAAGUUGGAUACACGAUCGCAUGGAAGCAGUCCCUCGCCGGCGUGCCGCUAGAAGGCGUCGUCGAGUACAAGUCGCUCCCUUCGGGCCUCCACAACGUCAAGCACGACCUCGUGUACUUUGUGCACGAGCGAUGGGCCGGCGUAAGCGCCUUCCGCAACGCGGAGGCGGAGCAGGGCGAACGCGGCGCCCGCUUCAUCGCCGUCGGCGCGCUUGUCCGUCUGGGCGACGGCCGUCUGGGCCGCGCCUGGGAACACGCCGGCCCGCUGACGGACCUCGCUGCCCGGCUCGUGGCCGACACGGGCGAGGUCCGUCCGCUGGAGGAGUACUGGGACGCACACAGGGCCUCUGGCGACGGCGACGGAGAGGUCAGCAAGGAGCCGGACAGCCCCUUCACGGUCGCCCGGCGGAGGAACAGGGCCCUCAGCAGCGUAACGCUCGGAGCGAGCGGCGUGCUCCAGCAGACGUUGCCCGAGCAUCAUCCUGCUUACUCGAUAUUGGGGUUCUUGGACACGUUUGGCCCGCUUGCUUUCGCGCUGCACAGGAUGGCGCUGCUGAGGAGGAGGAUCUUGAUCGUCACGCCUCCGCCCGUGAAAGCGCCUUGUGAAUACGUCUACGAUCUGUCUAUACUCUCUUCGCUACCUCACUCGCUUUCAUACACACCGCCGUCGGAGGCGUUGACGCGGUUGAGACCCCUGUUCAAUCUAGGCAUCCACGACAUACCUUAUCUCACAACCUUGAGCAAACCGCUGUCCAAUGGGUCGUCCUCAGAUGCGCACUCAGAACCGGGGUACAAUGGCUUCAUAGCCUGCACGACAGAUGAGAUUCUCGCCAUGAAACCGGAACUGUACGACGUCCUGGUUGAGCUGCCACGCCCUUCUCGAUCGCUGCGUACGGCUGGGCCGGGUAGGAAGCCAAGAAACAAAGGCGCAGGAGCACAGCGCUGGCCGGUCAUGAGACUAAGUGGUAGCGGCGACGAGAUGAAGGCCACGCAGCGUGAUCUACGACGGUACAGGUCGUUGAGACGGGCGCUAUCACCGCUCACGAAGAUGGAGAGCGAACGCCAGAGCGUGGACAUGCAGGAUGAAGAUAGCGAGGAAACUCACCUGCUGUUCAACAGCGUGCACGAGCGCUUCGACGACGAAGGCGAGGAGGAACUGCAGCAUCGGCAGGACGAGGAAAAGGUCACGGAGAAGCCGACAUGGAGCGAGCUCGCGUACAGCAGCUUCAUGUGGUGGGCUUCGGCCGGCGAGCGCGAAGAGGGUCUGAAGACGGAGGAUGACCAGGACGCCGCCCUACUUGGCAACUUGCCGGACCUUGUGCGGAGGGAAGUCGAGCGGAGAAGAUACCGUGACGACUCGGACGAUGAGGACACUGCCCACCACGGCGGCGAAAGACGUGCGGAGAUCGAAAUGGCAAUCAUCGCGUACUUCCACCGCCUGACCAGGACCUUGUUCGAGGGCGCCGAGAUGGCGCUGCAACCGGAGGUCCGGCGCGCCCCGAGCCAAGUCGUCGCUCAGGACGAGGAUGACGAUGACGACGACGAUGACGAGGACACGGUUCGUUUUGAGAGCGACGACCUCAGGCGCUGCGGACUCGACGUGUGGAGCGAUCGCGACCGCCGUUUCAUCGUCGCCUUCGCGGACCUGUGGUUCGGGCGCGCCGUCGAGGUCAGAGGCGCCGGCAUCGAGUGCUGCGGAAUGAGGAUAUGCUGAGCGUCGCCCGGCGUCAAGUGCACGGUGCGAAACCUCUGGCGCUGGCGCGGGGUCCCCGUGUUUGUGGUCGUCGCACCUGCGCAUUCUGUGCUGCGUAUCUGUUGUCUCGCUCAUGGAUCUUUCGCAACACACCCGCAGGCUGCCCUUUUUUUUUCCUGCAUUUUAUACUCCGCGUAUUGUACGUGUAGCCUUGGCCCAUCGACAUGGACUACGCGUGCGGGCAACUCUCAUUCUCAGCCAGUGACCUUGUUCACGACGCAUGUUUACCGAAUCACCGUCGCGCCUUUGUCUGGCCGGUGCAGCCCUGUGCCGAGCUGGAAUAUGGAGUGGCCUCUAUUUACAUCCCUUGAAACGUUUUGAAGAAGAGGAGAAAAAGAGAAACCCUCCACGAACGUUGCGUUCUCGCAUAUCUGCCUACGUCCAUGCCGUCCGGUCAGCGUGCAUAGAGUCGGUCGAGCGCGUCGCUCGAAAAGGGGCGAGGAAUGCAGUCAUGACCUGCCAAACGGCCUGUUUGGUGAGUUUUUUUUAAUGGAGUCUGAUUUUUAGAAGGCAUGGGAAGGUCAAUUCUAUUUGUAACUACGACGGUGUACAUAGAAUCUUGGGAACUACGAAUUAUUUUCUGGAGUCCGCGUAAGAUCGGGUAACCUCUACAAGGGGGUGAGCCACGUCGUCGAGACCAG
This is a messenger RNA of Verruconis gallopava, 2590 nucleotides long. RefSeq lists its product as uncharacterized. The transcript is spliced from 3 exons. The record is from RefSeq and is a predicted model, not a curated record. The coding region runs from base 105 to 1910 and encodes 601 amino acids. NCBI's taxonomy places the organism in Eukaryota, Fungi, Ascomycota, Dothideomycetes, Venturiales, Sympoventuriaceae. Gene Ontology annotation, cellular component: lipid droplet.